Messenger RNA from Hemicordylus capensis (graceful crag lizard), 12456 nucleotides. It is a transcript of the gene HLCS, whose product is annotated as holocarboxylase synthetase. The transcript is spliced from 11 exons. Gene Ontology annotation, cellular component: cytoplasm. The record is from RefSeq and is a predicted model, not a curated record. Gene Ontology annotation, molecular function: biotin--[biotin carboxyl-carrier protein] ligase activity. NCBI's taxonomy places the organism in Eukaryota, Metazoa, Chordata, Lepidosauria, Squamata, Cordylidae. The coding region runs from base 1 to 2712 and encodes 903 amino acids. Gene Ontology annotation, biological process: protein modification process.
AUGCUGAUCACGCUCUGCUACUUGUAUCUUUGGGCGCGCUGGCGGGCCUAUUCUGCUGGGCUCAUCCGCCGCACAGUGCGCCGGCUGCACCGAACCCGCUGUUCUUUCACCUUCUCCUGCUGCUCCGGCCCCCGGUGCCCUCGCCAAGCACCGCACCAGCCCCUCCACCUUCCGCUUCGCAGGCAGGAGGCUCCCCACCCCUCGGAAGAGAGCAUCUGUCUCAGGGUGGGGGACAAGGUUUUCUGCACUGACGAGACUCAGGCUCUUGAUGAUUUAAGCAAGUGGACGUUGCUUAUUGUAUCACCUUCUAGUUAUUCAAACAAAUUAUUUGAAGCAGAACAUAUCACAUUUGUGACUGAAAGUAUUUCCAUUCAAGCAAGUAAUUUGCAGGCUGUAACUUGCUCAACAGAAAAGAUUGUGAAGUGGUCAGAUUAUUGUUCCCCUUUGGCCUUUAAACCCGGAGAACCCUUCAUAUUAUUUGCUGAAGCCAGCAUAGAUAACUUCAGUAGUCUUGGGAUAGCAUUCAUGGAAGACAGACUCCAAAUGGAUAAUGGAAUGGUGCCUAAUAAAAUUGUGUCUGUUCACUUACAGGAGUCUGCACUGGAGGAUUUAAAACUGGCACAAAGUACCAAAAAGGUGGAGAAGUCUAAGCCUCUUGAAAUGAGUCAGGAUUCUUCUUUUGAGACUGCCACUAAACUAGAAAUGAAAUCUGUUGAUUGCAUAGGAGGUGGUGAUCAAGAAGUUCAGAGAGAGAACUGCAAACUGCAGAAAGGAGGUGAACAUAAUGAACAGCCACAGCCUACAUCUGAAAAGGGAAUGGAUAUUGGUGAGCAUCAUCACCUGCAUCUUUCUAGCUGCAAUGAGUGCUUGGAACUUGAGAAUAGCACAAUUGAGUCAGUUAAGUUUGCCUCUGCUGAAAAUAUUCCAGAUCUUCCUGAUGAUUAUAAUGGCAGUCUAGAAGAUGUUAGCGAUGACUAUCUGGCAAAAGACCUGAAAAGUGUAAACCUUGCUGGGACAUCAACUAAUAUCUUAAUUUAUCUUGGUUCUGACCCUGGAAAAGUCAAAUUUGAAGAAAUAAAAUCAGUCAUCACUGAAUGUGUUGAUAUUAAUGCCUACACUGUUUACCAACUGUUAGAGGAACAAGUUCUCAGUGUUCCCUGGAUUGAUAACACAUUGCUGUUGAUUAUCGCUGCACCAGAGCCCAUUUCAGAUGUUGUGUCCAAACAAUUUCAAGCUUUCAUGUUAAAAGGUGGAAAAAUUUUGGGACUUUCUACCUCUUUCACUUUUGGUGGUAUACAAGUAAAGAGUAAAAAUGAACUGAUGGGUAUAGUGCAGGCCUUCGUGUUUUCUAAAGCUAAGAAUCAUGAGAUUAAUUUAAAUGUAUUAGCCAGUGGGAACGUUUUUGAGAGAGAGAUUGGAGAAGAAUUCAGCCCUGUGAAGCCACUUGGUUACUUGGAUAGUACAGAUAAAGAUAUGAUGAUUGUCCACUUACCGUAUGGAAAUAGUGGAGGUGAAGCCAUUCUUUGUCAGGCACAUCUGGAGGUGAAUGUCAAAAAUAUGCUUUGUCAAGAAGAUGAUUUCAAUUCACUCAAAAUAAGCAAUGCCAAAAGAUACGAAGUUCUUACUGAAAUUCUGACACUGCUUGGUCUGAGAUGUGAAUUAAGUAAGCUUCCCUCAUUGACUCCCCUUUACCUGCUCUCUUCUGAUAAGGAAGUCAAAUGUUCUUUUCUGGAGUGGCUUGGAAGAAGUGUGAAUGCUGAAGGAUUAAUCACAUCUAGCAAGGUCUCCCUUAAGUUUGUAUCAUCAUGCAGUGCAGAGCUAGAAGUAACAUCUUCAGUCAUGCCGGUCAUCACUGGAAAAGAGGCUUUCUCAUCUGAUCAUUUCAGCCUUGAGAGAUAUAAACAGAAUCUAAACACACAGGACCUUGGGAAAGUAGUUCUGUUUGCUGAAGUUACAUCAACCACAAUGAAUCUUCUUGAUGGGUUGAUGUUCAAGGUGCCACAGGAAAUAGGUCUAAUAGCGAUUGCAAUUCAACAAACUCAAGGGAAAGGUCGUGGCAGGAACACCUGGCUGAGUCCUGUAGGAGCUGCAUUAUCAACUUUACAUAUCACCAUUUCUUCAUCUUCCCAGUUAGGACAAAGGAUUCCUUUUAUUCAGCAUCUGGUUUCUCUGGCAGUGGUGGAGUCUGUCAGAUCAAUACCUGGAUAUCAGGAUAUUGACCUCCGGGUGAAAUGGCCAAAUGAUAUUUACUAUAGUGACCUUAUGAAGCUUGGUGGGGUUUUAGUAAAUUCCACAUUAACAGGAGAUACAUUCCACAUACUUAUUGGCUGUGGAUUUAAUGUAAAUAACAGCAAUCCUACUAUAUGCAUCAAUGAUCUCAUUAUGGAGCACAAUAAGAUAAAUAAUACAAACUUGAAGCCUUUAAGUGCCGACUCCCUGAUUGCAAGAAGUGUGACUGUGCUGGAAAAACUGAUCAACACCUUUCAAGAGCAAGGGCCUAAUGGAGUUCUUCCCCUGUACUAUAAGUACUGGGUGCACAGUGGUAAGCAAAUCCGCCUUGGAAGUGAUGAUGGGCCGGUAGCCUGGAUCGUUGGAAUAGAUGAUUGUGGAUUCCUUCAAGUUCAUGAGGAAGGCAAAGGCAUAGUGACGGUGCACCCUGAUGGCAAUUCUUUUGAUAUGUUAAGAAACCUUAUAAUUCCAAAGCAGCAGUAAUUUUGGGAUGAGGUGAAACACCUACUCUUUAAGAAGACAUUUUUGUGUUCAACACUACUGGCUUAUGCUUGCCUGGAGUCAGUAUAUCAAACCGAAAUUACCUGAGGCUGAAGAAUUCAAACACUGUGUACCAAGCAAAAAAAUAAUAAUUUUGCAUCAUUUAAUUUCCUAGGAACUCACUUCAAUGACCCUUGAUUUGGGGGGCUUUUUGUUUUUGUUUUUCUUUCUAGUCUACAUAUAGAUAUAAGAGGAACCUUAUGGUCAGCAUGAAAGCUUUAAUUUCUAAUGUUUGACAUGAAUCAAUUAACUGAAAUUUGUUAUAGGGAACUUUGUGUAAUCUUGUUCUUGUAGAUCUUAGUACUUCCAUUUAUAGUCUAUAUUCUAAAUCUAAUACUUAUACUGCUUUCUUUUGUAUGCAUCCAUAGGAGGGAAUGAAUACAUUUUGUGAAAUAGUAUUUAGGAUAUUAAAAUGAUAGAAUGUAAUAGUUUAACAGUAGCUCGGUCUGUGGAAAAAUUAUUAUUAUUUACAUUUUAUAUCCCGCUCUUCCUCCAAGGAGCCCAGAGCGGUGUACUACAUACUUAAGUUUCUCCUCACAACAACCCUGUGAAGUAGGUUAGGCUGAGAGAGAAGUGACUGGCCCAGAGUCACCCAGCAAGUAUUAUGGCUGAAUGGGGAUUUGAACUCGGUUCUCCCUGGUCCUAGUCCAGCACUCUAACCACUACACCACACUAUCUCUGGUGUAAAAUGGCUAAAUGCUAAGUAAAGUUUAGUUAUACUUUUUGAAAAUUAGUUGUAAGUCAUAACGUACAAUUAUUAAUGGGAUUAAUUCUCUUCCCCACCCCCAACACACACACACCCACACACACCCCUACUCCCUCUUCCUCACACAACAGCUGAUCAAGAAUACUUUCAGCUUUUUAGAAAGGGCUCUGCAUAUUCUGAGUUGGUUUGGAGCCUCAGUCUUUACAAAAGCUUAGUAUGUACAAAGGUCAAAAUUUUCCCAACUGAUCACCUCCCCACCACCAUCCAACACUUGCUCAUUCUGUGCAACAUUGUUUGAGCAAAAACAGAGUAGUGUGCCUGCAGAAACCGUGUCUUGGAACUCAACCAGCAUGUUGCUAAGCAGACAAAUGCACAUGGAGUGGGAGGGGGAGCAAUUUUCACUGCCCUCUCCUCCCUCCAAAAGGACAUUUUGGCUUCUAAAAUAUGUCUCUGAGGGUUACACAUAAAUAUUUUGGUAUUAUGAGAUGAUUCCUUUAAGACUCUAUAGCCUUCUACUUAUUUAGAAGUAGAUCUGAGUUUAACUGUACCAUUUGGUAGCUUCCUUUUGCUGGAGCAUUUCAUAAAUAGCAGUGCCUACAAAAAGGAUUUAUCUGUAUAUAAAUCUAUAACAUCCUCCUCCCUUAAUGUGUGGCAGAACCCAACCGCAGUGUUAUUUGCUGGGUCAUACCUUGUGCAUUAAACUCCGUGCUCUUUCAUCUUGUAGCUUUUAGAGAUCUUGCUUUUGCAUGUGUAUCAUUUUUCCUUGUUGGAUACACAGCUGAGUCCUCUGACCCUGACAAUUUCAUAAUAAAAUACCAAAAACAAGUAGACAUGUGAUAUGUUCAGCGUCUUGCUGUGCUUUCCUAAGCUCCUGAAUGCAGGAAUAUGCUUCUGGGCUUUGUUGCUGAGGCCUGCAGGAUUCAAGCUUGUAGCAUGGUCACUUAGAUAGUAGUCUGAAACCAAUUCCUACACAUAAGGCCAAGGAACUGUAGGUAACCUGACCUAAUGAGAACUGCCAUUGGUUCUAAUGGACUCCUUAAUGUUCAGUUAAGAAAGUGACCCCAAGUGCAUGCCUGUCUUACAGACAGAAGAAGCAGGGUUUUUAUAGGUUAAAGUUCACUUCAUAAAAUAUUAGAAAAUGUAACUCUAUUGGCUCAAAUACCAAAUCCAAGAAGCCUUAAAGAAAGCAAAGAAGUUGUCCUGUAAUGGUGGAUUAGAGUAAUCCCUGCAUAUUGGAAGCUGGAUAGCUUGACUAUAAAUUACUGGAGAUUAAGCUGUUCUUUAAUUGAAAGUGAGGAUUUUGACCCCUGUUCUAUAUUGUUUUACACUGUAACAUCCAUAAUUGUUUAUAUAGUGCAAUAUUGUUUAACAAACAAAAAAGUGAAACAAUUAUGCUAGACUCUCUGGGACUCUAAAUUCACAGCUUUUCUAUUUAUAUAAUAUGUAUUAUUGCAUAUUAUAUAUUGAUUUCAUAACUCAGGUGUUCUUUAAACAUGAACUGGUAUAAUGAAAUAGAUGGAAAUUUCAGCAAUGUAUUUGAGAGGUCCUUUUGUAUUCCGGGCAGGCUUCUUACCCAGAUGUUUUACCUCCACGCUUUUUAAUGCUGACGUGUGCUGUUAGCUGCAGAAUUAUGAAUAAAGGCAAGGCUGUGCCACUCAUGAGGAAUAGCAUGCCUGUGCUUUUAUGACUUUCCCCCCUCAGGAGGUACUCAAGAUAAAUACAUAGGGAAAUGCCUUGCUAAUAAUCUUCUAGUGGUUAAAUAUAUAGAAGGACAAGUCUUACUACGUAAGAAUCAGCAUGGCUUCUGAAAAUGGAUACUUUGCCACAGUUAGCUUUUAGGACUCUUAGGAUGUAUUAAAGUUCCUCAUCAGAGGCCCCCUAGAAAAUUUAUUCAUCAUAAAAUGAGGAUAUGUCCCCUUAUGGAUCAUUAACUUCUUAAAAAUCAGGAACUUAUUAAAAAUCAGGAAGCAGAAUAAAUACACAGUUUUAGUAACUGAAUAUAUGCUUUGGCUUGUUUUAUGAAUGAUAACCAAGCUUGUGGAUUAUUCAGAAUGGUAACUAGCUAUAAAGAGAUUCCAAGUAGGCAGUAAAGAGCUCCAAAAGAAAAUUUUCAAAAUCGUUGAGUGAACAACAGAAUAGCAGAUGAAAUUCAGUACAAGUCUAAGUACAAAGUGUUGUACCUUUUGGGGGUAAAUCCUAACUACAUAUAUGCUGACAGGUAUAUUAGGGAUAUAACAUAAUUAAAGAAUUUUGGUUGAUUAAAUCUUAGUCAAAUAAGAGAUUAAAUCUUGAUAUAUUUGCAAAUGCAUAAAUAAUAGUUUGAAUAAUGGAAGGAAACAACUUUCUUUUCUUUUGCACACGUGUUGCAGCAGGCACUAUUAAGAGAUGUUCUGUGUAGGAGAGAAGGGGAAUGAUUUUGCUAAUGUGAUGCCUACUGCUUAGGUGUUUUAUAAUAGUUUGUAUCAAAACAAUUUUUUAAAGAAAUUAGUGCUGUGUGUCUUAACUUGGGGCACCUCUAAUCAUUCAAAAGGUUUGAAUGCCAACUUCUUAUGUAGGGAGAAUGACAAAAAUCCAAUUUAUCAUUAGGGAAAAAUCUGAAAAAAUAUGUGAUAUAAAUCUAUGGUGAAUCCAUAUAUAGACAACUGUGUUUAGUUCUGAUCAUUUCAUCUCAAAAAAAUAUCAGAGAGCUUGAGAAGGAACAGAAAAGGGCUAUUAAAAUGAUUGGGAUUGAAGCAUUGUCCCUGUGAAGAAAUCCUAAGAAGUUUGGAACUUUCAAAUUUAGAAAAGGAAAUGGGGACUAAAGAACACACUUCACCCUGGCAUAUAGGCUGUAUGCAUAAUGGGGGCACAGGAGCAGUUCUGAUUCCAUAGCGCAGGGAUCCACUUCUCCAUGUUAGAGCACAUACUUUGUAUGUAGAAAGUCUCAUGUUCAAUUACCAGUUAAAAAAACAACAACAUACACACAACCUCUGGUAGAGGAACUGGGAAAGACCUCUGCUUGAGAACUUGGAGAGUAAACUAGUGGUCUCACCAAAUAUAAGGCAACUUCAUAUGUUCACACAAAAUCUCAACAAGUAAAACAUUUUCGCACUCAUGAGUGUAAGCUCUUGCAUGAAUAUGCUCUGCCCUCAUGAGUCAUCUGCUGCAAAAAAAGGAUGAAUGGAUUGUGUGGGUAGGUGUACUUCUGUAUAUAGUGAUGUGCAUAAGGGUGUAUUCAACACAAAACUUAUUAAGCUGCCUUACAUUUAGUCUGACCAUUCUGUAUUCUGUGCACUGAUUGUCAGCAGCUCCUCAGGGUUUCAGACACAGGAGAGAAUCCAUGAAAUUUAAUUUAGCUGAAAUAUCUGUAGGUUCUCUACUCUUUUUGUCUAAUUAAUUGCUGCACAGUGAACAGUGAAUCCGUGAUAUUUGAGUGCUUAACCUAAGUCAAAAUAUGGGGUAAGAUUCAGCACUUAAGGCCGUGAAAACGGCUGGGGCACUUAAAGAGUGUUCCAACCAAUCAUGCCAACUCUUUAACCCUCCUUGUGUGCCAAAUGGGAAGCAGGGAGACUUUAAGCAGCAGCCAUUCAAGAAGCAGCAAGGCCGCAAGGAAGGCACCUGGUCACUCUUGCUCCGCUUUAAGCUUCCCAGCAUGCCGGCUGAGCAGUGGAAAGAGUGACCAUUUAAUGGCCACUCUCCCUGGUUCCCAACUGGUAUGAGCGAACGGGUGGAAAUUCAGUUAUUGAGGGGGAUAGAAAACCGCUAAUAAGCUGAACUUGUUACCCCCACAAUAACUGAAUUAGUAUGCAGGAUGGGGGCCCACAAAUAAAUGAAUCUGUGAAAGGAGACCCCAUGGGAAAUGAGGGUCUCCCUAUUCUAAUGAUGUUAAUCACUAUGGUUUGGCAUCAAAACCUAUUUGGACAAGGUUAUACAUGUUGUGAAGACUCAGCUCCAAGUAUUUCUGUAGGAACUGAUUAUUUGGAUCCAACCAUUCCUAUAUGGCUUCCAUCCUAGUUGUGGGACUGAGACCAGCUUGGUUGCCCUGCUGAAUGGUUUUGGAUGGGGCCAAUGUGACCCUGUAUAGUCUGGGUACUGCAGUAUGUUUAAAACUGCCUUCUCCCACGUGAACUUGUCCAAGUAGUAAAGUUAGCAUCAGACACCCUGCUCUGUGCCUUCUCAUCAUUAGAUGGACAGGCAUGACUUCUUCUGUAGGGGCACCUAAGCUUUAGGACACCCUCCUGGGGAAGGUCUGCCUCGCUCCAUCCUUGUUUAUUUUUCACAUAGCAGUUAAGACUAUUUGUUUUAACAGGCAUUUGCUUGUUGACUGAAUAGAACUUGCUCUAUUGAAGCGGAGCCCAGCAGAGGAGAGGGAGAAGUCCAUCUGCUUCCCACCCAGUGCUGCCUGGGUUGAGAGACCAGGUGGGUCCUGGGGGCUCCUUCUGCUGUUGCCUGCCUGCUCCUGCGUCCCCUGUGGGGUUGCUGCCUCUAGGUAACAUCUGUGGGGAGUGUGUGCAGGACUGAGACCAGCCCCUAAGUGACUCUGCUGUGCCUCGGGUCAUCUGCUCAGCCUUGGGCUUUAUAGGAACGCUGCUUGUGGCAGUGGAGUCGCCACCAAAGGGGGUCACCCCUUUGGGGGAGAACGAGGGUGAGGGCUAGAGGGCUUCUGUUUAAUCAGUUUUUAGCUGUUUGGGAAUUGGGUUGAAGUUGCUGCAAUGUGUUUGGGUUCGUCUGGAGAUGGGGAGACAGGAGUCGCCUUCGUUGACUAUGGGGCAGCUAUCCCAGUGGUGGUGGGGCAUAGAAGAAGAAAUUUUGGCAGGUCAGCAGGCCGUUCCAGGGGAAGGGUAGUAAGAAAUUUAUUAGCUUUCUCCCCUUCUGGCUGUCCUGCCAGCUCUUUGAUCUCGGGGAGCACUGCUACCAACCCACAUAGCCUUACCUUGCUUCUCUACAAUGCCAGGUCGGUCCAAAAUAAGCCUGAACUCAUCCAUGAUUUGAUCAUGGAUGAAGGGGCUGACCUGGCAUGUAUUACCGAGAUUUGGUUGGGGAGGCUAGUGGUCCAGUCUGUUUCCAACUUCUUCCUCCAGAAUAUUCUUCAGAGGAGCAGGUGAGGGGACGUGGGCAGGGAGAUGGAGUGGCUGUGGUCUAUAAGGAUAACAUCUCCCUCACCAGGGUCCCUGUUAGGGUAUCAGACCAUAUUGAAUGUGUCUACUUAAGUUUGGGGACCAGGGAUAGAUUGGGACUUCUUUUGGUGUACCGAUCGCCCCACUGCCCAACGGAAUCACUUACUGAGCUCACGGAGUUGAUUGCGGAACUAGCGUUUGAGUCUCCCAGACUUUUGGUGCUGGGGGAUUUCAAUGUCCAUUUCAGUACCAAUUUGUCCAGGGCAGCUCAGAAGUUCAUAGCGGCCAUGACAACUAUAGGCCUAUCCCAAGCGGUCUCUGGACCGACGCAUAUUGCAGGUCACACGCUUGAUUUGGUCGUCUACUCUGAUCAAGGUGGUGUUCUGUGGGUGGGGACUCCUGUGAUCUCCCCACAUGGACAGACCAUCAUCUGGUUAAGGUUGGACAUACAACCACUUCCCACCUCCAUAGGGGUGAGGGGCCUAUUAGAAUGGUCCGCCUGAAGAGGUUAUUGGAUUCUUUAGGAUUCCAACAAGCCUUGGAGGGAUUCAAUGUUGGCUUUGCCGGGGAUCGCGUUGAUGCUCUGGUUGAGAAUUGGAACAACUUGCUCACCAGAGUAGUAGACUCGAUUGCUCCCAAGUGUCCCUUCUGACCCACUUCAAAAUUGGCCCCUGGUAUACGGGGGCUGAAGCAGCAAGGUAGGCAACUGGAGUGCAAGUGGAGAAAGACUCGGCUCAAAUCCUACAGAUUACAACAUAGAGCACAUUUAAAGAUCUAUGCCCAGGGAAUAUGUGCGGCAAAGAAUCAGUUCUUUUCUGCCUGUAUUGCCUUUGCGAGUUCACACUCAGCAGAGUUGUUCAGGGUUGUGAGGGGACUAGUAUCCGCCCCGCCCCCUUUGAACCAGAAUUUGGAGUCAUCAGUUACCGCUGUGAUGUGUUUAAAGAGUUUGUUGCAGAUAAAACCUCUCGGAUUUGGGCCGACCUAGAUGGAGACUCCAAUUAAUUUGAUGUCUGAACUGGAGGUGUCCAACAACUCCUCUUAUGCGAUUCAUCUGGAUCAGUUUCAGUUUGUGACUCCUGAGGAUGUAGAGAAGCUGCUUGGAGCGGUGAGGCCUACCACUUGUUCUCUUGACCCUUGUCCAACAUGGCUUGUUCUAUCUAACAUGGAGGCUCUUGGAGGCCUGGUAGAGAUCAUAAAUUUUUCUCUGAGGGAGGGCAGGAUGUCUCCUUGUCUAAAGGAGGCAAUCAUUAGACCUCUUCUAAAGAAGCCUGCAUUAGAUCCCUCAGAGUUGAGCAAUUAUAGGCCUGUUUCCAACCUCUCAUGGCUGGGCAAGGUAAUUGAGAGGGUGGUGGCCUCUCAGCUCCAGGUGGUCUAGGAAGAAACUGAUUAUCUAGACCCACUUCAAACUGGCUUUCAGGCGGGCUAUAGGGUGGAGACCUCCUUGGUUGGCUUGAUGGAUGAUCUCCAAUUGGGAAUUGGCAGAGGAAGUGUGACUCUGUGGGUCCUUUUGGAUCUCUCAGCGGCUUUUAAUACUAUCAACCAUAGUAUCCUUCUGGAACAUCUGAGAGUGUUGCAGGUGGGAGGCACUGUUUUACAGUGGUUCCACUCCUACCUCUUGGACAGAUUCCAGAUGGUGUCGAUUGGAGACUGUUGCUCUUUGAGAUAUGAGCUUAAGUAUGGUGUCCCUCAAGGCUCCAUACUUUCCCCAAUGCUUUUUAACAUCUACAUGAAACCGCUGGGAGAGAUCAUCAGGAGAUUUGGUGCAGAUGACACUCAGAUCUACUUCUCCGUGUCAACUUCUUCAGGAGCUGGCAUAUUCUUCCUAAAUGCCUGCCUGGAAGCAGUAAUGGACUGGAUGAGGGAGAAUAAACUGAGGCUGAAUCCAGAUAAGAUGGAGGUACUUAUUGUGCGGGGUCAGAACUCCAGAGAUGAUCUUGAUCUACCUGUUCUAGAUGGGGUCACACUUCCCCAAAAGGAACAGGUUUGCAGUCUGGGAGUACUUCUGGAUCCACACCUCUCCUUGGUUUCUCAGGUUGAGGUGGUAGCCAGGGGUGCUUUCUAUCAGCUUCGGCUGAUAUGCCAGCUGCACCCAUUUCUUGAGAUCUGUGACCUCAAAACAGUGGUACAUCUGUUGGUAACCUCUAGACUUGACUUUUGUAAUGCGCUCUAUGUGGGGCUGCCUUUGUACGUAGUCCAGAAAUUUCAGUUGGUUCAGAAUGCAACAGCCAGGUUGGUCUCUGGGUCAUCUCAGAGAGACCACAUUACUCCUUUGCUCAUGGAGCUUCACUGGCUGCCAAUUGGUUUCCAGGCAAAAUACAAAGUGCUAGUUAUAAAGCCCUAUAUGGCUUAGGCUCUGGAUAUUUAAGAGAGUGUCUUCUUCACUAUGAGCCAUACCGUCCAUUGAGGUCAUCUGAAGAGGUCCAUCUCCAGUUACCUCCAACUCGUCUGGUGGCUGCACAGAGACGGGCCUUCUCUGUUACUGCCCCGAGAUUAUGGAAUGCGCUCCCUGUUGACAUAUGAUCCUCCCCAUCUCUGGCAAUUUUUUAAAAAACAUCUGAAAACCCAUCUUUUCACCCAAGCUUUCCCAGCUUUUUAAAAUUGUCUGUUUUAAUUUUAUGGUUGAUUAAAUUGUUAAAUUGUUUUAACUUUCUAUCUGUGUUUUGUUUUAUGUUAACCACCCAGAGACGAAAGUUUGGGCAGUAUAGAAGUUUAAUAAAUAAAUAAAAUAUUAAUGUUUUUCUGAUCCUGCAUUUUUUGUAUAUGUUAGUUUCUAUGUUGUAAAAUGUUUCGUUUAUAGGUGUUGUAUGGUAUAUAGUAUUGUAAUCUGCUUUAAAUAGCUUGUAUAGAAUAAUGGGGUAGAAACUUUUCUAAAUCAAUAAAUAAACCAUGGAUUUUUCUUACCGGACUAACAAGAGUACAAAAUUUUGGUACAAUUAUGGGAAAAAACAUGGUUUAUUUUAUUUCAAGUUAUACUCUGGAAAAUUUUGCACUGGAAAUUUUCCUUCAUUUAAUUUCCUUUUUGUAAAUGAAAACUAAUGAAGUGUGGACAUAUUGAAGCAAAAGUAGAUUAAGUGGGAGUAUCACUUUUGUAUUUGCUUUUUUAAUGUCCUGUUCUUGUGCAUACAAGAUGACAUAUUGUCUUGAAGGAGAAAGGAACAUCAACAUUGAUUUACAAACUGUCAUAAGCCUGACUUUUUAAAAAAUGCUUCAGAUGUACUAAAAAAGAAUUCCUAUUUUAUACAGAACAGCUGUAUAAGGUCUUUCUGGCUAGCAGCUGUAGCAUUGGGAAAGUCUGUGGGCCUUCCUUUAGGACACUCAACUAAAGGUGUAUAUAGAGAGUUCUGUACAGCUGGUAAUCACAUUGUUUUCUGCAUAAAACUUGGCAACUGCUCACAAUUUCUGUACAAAAACGAUUUUAUAACGGUCUUUGUGAGAGACUAAUAUACAAAAUGUGUCUGGACAAAGUCUGAAGGAGCCAGCCAGGCAGCCUGAAAUCCAGAAGUAGCCCACUGAAAAUGUGUAAUGCUAUUAAAAUGUCCAGGUUAGUAAAACACCUUUUCUGCUGUGUGGCUGAUGUCGCCUUUCAGACUGUUUGCUUGAUGAAGUGGUUUUGAAAAUAUUUCAUUAUAGUGCCUAUAUUUUUUUGCAAUAUGAGUUUUUCUUCUGGACUAAGUUAUAGAACUCCUCAUUACAUAUUAAGAAAAUAAAUGAAGAGAUUAUUUAUUGACAGCAACAUUUCUUCAGCAACUCUAGUGUGUUGGUAUGUGGAUUUGAAGAGAAUGAGAAGAAGAAUUGUGUCCAGGCAGAACUGAUUACCUUCCCAGAGUUAUAAAAUUUCCAUCAAGUACUCAGGAUUAAGAAUAAACUUGUAUUCGUAGUGUAUAA